Molecule: messenger RNA, 1257 nt
Organism: Gamsiella multidivaricata
Lineage: Eukaryota; Fungi; Mortierellomycota; Mortierellomycetes; Mortierellales; Mortierellaceae
Product: CoA-transferase family III domain-containing protein
Exons: 5
Coding region: 1-1257 (418 amino acids)
Molecular function (GO): catalytic activity
Source: RefSeq, a predicted model, not a curated record
AUGAUCGAGUCCUUGGACAAAGAGCUCGAUGGUGGGGGUGAUGAACCGGAGCCAGGCCCGUUACAUGGAAUCCGUGUUCUUGAUCUGACACGCGUCCUUGCUGGACCUUAUAGCACACAACUACUGGGCGAUCUCGGUGCAGAGGUCAUCAAGGUCGAGAACCCCAAGGGUGGGGACGACACCCGUGCGUGGGGUCCACCCUUUGCGACGAAUUUGGAUGGCUCCACGACCGAAAGUGCCUAUUUCCUGAGCGUGAACCGGAACAAAAAAUCGAUCACGGUCAAUAUCCGGUCCGAGGCCGGUAAGAGACUGAUUCACGAACUGGUGAAGGAGGUCGAUGUCUUUGUCGAGAAUUACAUCCCCGGUAAACUGGCGAAGAUGGGACUUGGGUACAAAGCCUUGAGGGCUAUCAACCCUAGACUUGUUUAUGCAUCCAUCACAGGAUAUGGACAGACAGGACCAUAUGCUGGCAGGCCUGGAUACGAUGUCAUGAUCGAGGCCGAAGCCGGACUGAUGUACAUCACUGGUGAAGAGCAUGGCCCUCCAGUCAAAGUCGGAGUAGCGGUUACUGAUCUCACAACGGGACUUUACGCCCAUGCGGGUAUCUUAGCCGCUCUGUUUGCCCGGAACCGAACAGGCCGCGGACAGCACGUGGACUGUUCUCUCCUCGAGUCCCAAGUCGCGACUCUAGCCAAUAUCGGAAGUUCAUACCUGAUUGCCGGUCAGGAGGCCAAGCGUAUGGGCACAGCUCACCCAUCGAUUGUUCCAUACCAGGUGAUCCAGACCCGAGAUUCACACAUCAUGAUCGGUGCCGGCAACGAUGGACAAUUCAGUACCCUGUGUAAGGUGAUGCAGCUCGACUCCCUGGCCCACAAUCCUCUUUACAAGACCAACCGCGACCGCGUCGCAAACCGAGAUGAGCUGAUCAGGAUCCUGACGAACCGACUCAGGUCUGAGAACAACGCGUUUUGGAUCAGGGCUCUGGAGGGCAAAGGCGUGCCGUUCGCGCCGAUCAACAACAUUGGGCAGACAUUUAAGCACCCGCAAGUGCUGGCUAGAGACAUGGUCCAGGAGAUUGACCACCCUACAGCGGGGAAAAUCAAGUUGACGGGCCCGCCUGUGAAGUACUCGGAUACGAAGGCCAGUAUCAGGGGCCCUCCACCGCUGCUCGGACAGCAUACGGACGAGGUGUUGAGGGCCGUGUUGGGAUAUGAUGAGGGUAGGAUCCAGGGCCUGAAGGAGGCAAAGGCUAUUUGA